Hirsutella rhossiliensis is the source of this 1923-nucleotide messenger RNA. RefSeq names its product kinase. The record is from RefSeq and is a predicted model, not a curated record. Bases 1 to 1923 code for a protein of 640 amino acids. Gene Ontology annotation, biological process: protein phosphorylation; intracellular signal transduction. Lineage: Eukaryota; Fungi; Ascomycota; Sordariomycetes; Hypocreales; Ophiocordycipitaceae. Gene Ontology annotation, cellular component: cytoplasm. Gene Ontology annotation, molecular function: protein serine/threonine kinase activity; ATP binding. The transcript is spliced from 6 exons.
AUGGCCAGCUCCAAAGACGAGACCCCGCCGGUCGCGCCAGGCCAAAUGUCCCCCCAGGUCACCGUCGACCGCCCCAGCGAUAUCAAGACGCCCGUCCCCGGCGCGCCUGACGACUCCGUCCUACAGGGCCUUGCCAGUCCCAUACGGCAGCAUAGGCGAACCCCCAGCGCCCACCGCGAAAUCAAGGAGACGCUCGACGCCCGCGUAGAGUUUACAAGCGACGAGGUCGAUGGCAGGACGUACCACAGGAUUAACCAGUAUGUCAUCGCGGAGGAGAUUGGACGGGGCUCCUACGGCGCCGUUCAUCUAGCCAAGGACCAGUUCGGCAACGAAUUUGCCAUGAAAGAGUUCUCCAAGACCCGCUUGCGCAAGCGCGCCCAGUCUCACCUCCUCCGACAAGGUCCUCACGGCAUGCCCCGUCACGCCCUUCCUGGGACCAGCCGGGGCGGCGGGCCACUGUCGCCGCAAUUAAAGAGUCUACGCGCUGGUGAAAGAAACGACGCUCUUUUCCUGAUACGGGAAGAAAUCGCCAUCAUGAAAAAGAUCAAUCACCCGAACCUGGUCCAGCUUAUCGAAGUGCUCGACGACCCGGAAGAGGACUCUCUUUAUAUGGUCUUGGAAAUGUGCAAAAAGGGCGUCGUCAUGAGGAUCGGGCUGGAUGGCAACGCAGAGCCGUACGGCGACGAGGCCUGCCGCCACUGGUUUCGCGAUCUCAUACUGGGCAUUGAGUACUUGCACACGCAGGGCGUGAUUCAUCGCGACAUCAAGCCAGACAACCUGCUGCUGUCGGAAGACGAUGUUCUCAAGGUUGUGGAUUUUGGCGUCUCGGAGAUGUUCGAGAAGACGGACAUCAUGGUGACGGCCAAGUCAGCAGGCUCGCCGGCCUUCACAGCCCCCGAGUUGUGCGGCAAACACCGGGAGAUAUCUGGCAAGGCAGCUGACAUUUGGUCCAUGGGUGUGUCGCUGUUUUGCCUCAAGUAUGGCAAGCUGCCAUUUGUCAGGCCGGGAAUAUUCGCGAUAUACGAAGCCAUCAAGACGGAGGACCCCUCGAUCCCCGAGGGCGAGAACCCAAACUUUGUCGACCUUAUCGGCAGCAUCUUGGAUAAGGACCCUGACACGCGCAUCACCAUGUCCCAGCUACGGGACCAUCCCUGGGUGACCAAGAGCGGCACGGAUCCGCUUCUCUCGGCCGAGGAGAACUGCGCGCACCUGGUAGAGCCGCCUAAUGAGCUGGAGCUGAACCGGGCCUUUACGCGGAAAAUGAAUCAUUUAUUUUGCGUCAUGCGGGCCAUUCACCGGUUCAAAUCACUACUGGCCAGCAUACGAUCAAAGGCCCGCGGUCUCGCAGAUGCAUCUCCGGCAUCCUCGGGCGACGCAGGCCCCCAAGCGGCUCCAGACCCAGCCGAGGAGACGGCCAGGAUGGAGAUCGAGGCCCUCCUCCAUCGGCGACGCAGCGUGCUUGAACAUGCGGACAGGGGCGACAAGAGUCACGCGGAGCUGACGAGCGACCAAGAGCCGCUGUUUCUGGGCAUCGGCACCGGUGCCAGAGACGACUUCGCCAUGGAUGAAGCAACGCCCAACGUGGUGGCGGACUCGCCGACGGCGGUCGACUUUGACGUCUACGACCGUGCCUACGAGGACGCGAUAGAGCAGCAGAUGAAGGCUGGGAGCGGGUCGAGCAAGCCGACGCUGUACUUGACCAAGUUUGUCAAGGAGUCGGAGCACUUGAGGAAGCUGGGAAACUUGAUGGAGGACAGGGGACUAUCUCCACUCGCUCUCAAGGCCGAUAUGAAGGAUUCCAAGCGGCAGCUGCAAGAGCACCUCUCGUCGGCUCCCAGUGGCAAACUGGCCCAACUUGUCUCAAAGGUCGGCAUCUCCAACUCGAACACACGGGGCCCUGAGACACGGCAGCAGCACGAGUGA